CCGGCCCGGAAGUGGUGGAGGCGCGCGUGCGCCGGGCUGCUGCCGAAUUCUGAGCGGACACGUCAGUGCAGAGCGCGAGACUCCGCCAGCCGGUUCUGAUCGGCCCGCUCCCCCCCUGCCGCCAUGUCCGAGCUGGGAGACUGGUUCCGCAGCGUGCCGCCGGUGACCCGGUACUGGUUCGCGGGUUCGGUGGCCCUGCCGCUGGUGGCCAAGCUGGGACUGCUCAACCCCGUCUACCUGGUGCUCUGGCCCGAGGCCUUCCUCCACAAAUUCCAGAUUUGGAGACCGCUCACUGCAACAUUUUACUUCCCUGUGGGACCUGCGACAGGCUUUUUGUACAUGGUGAAUUUAUAUUUCCUGUAUCAGUAUUCAACACGACUUGAAACUGGUGUGUUUGAUGGCCGACCUGCAGACUAUUUGUUUAUGCUCCUUUUUAACUGGAUCUGCAUUGUUAUUUCUGCAGUGGUCAUGGAUAAGCAGCUAUUGAUGAUCCCUCUUAUAAUGUCAGUUCUGUAUGUCUGGUCUCAGUUGAACAAAGAUACAGUAGUAUCAUUUUGGUUUGGAACAAGAUUUAAGGCCCAUUAUCUUCCGUGGGUCAUUCUCGGAUUCAACUACAUAAUCAGCGGAUCAGUCGUCGAUGAGCUUAUUGGAAAUCUAGUUGGACACCUGUUCUACUUCUUGAUGUUUAAGUACCCUGCGGACUUAGGAGGAAGGAGCUUUUUAUCUACACCACAGUUCCUCUACCGCUGGCUUCCUAGCCGAAGAGGUGGCAUUUCAGGAUUUGGCAUCCCACCAGAGAGUGCAAGAAGACCAGCAGACAAUCCUCCCGCAGGUGGCGGCAGACACAACUGGGGACAAGGUGUCCGACUAGGUGACCAGUAAAAGGCUUAUCAGAUUUGUGCCGGAAACUUUUUUACUUUUCUUUAGAAUUUUAGAAUGGACUCGACACAUAAAGAGCAUAAACGUAUGUAAGAGACAAGAAGAAUCAACCACUGCUAAGAAAUUUCUCUGUUGAUGGAUGCAACGUGUAGUGGUAAAUGUAAACCAAGGUACAAAUGUGUAUUGAGCUGCUGCACAGGCCAGCUGACUGCAGGUGUGAACACGUCUCCCGCAAUUUGUGAAGAUUACUCUCUGCCAGUUACGUUGCCUGAAAAUCCCUUGAUAUAUGGAGGAAUUGCAAAAGGCAAACUCUGUCUUAUGGAUGUGUUGCGAUUCUCCCUUAAUGUAAAUAAAAGGUUCAAAGGUUCUCUUUAGAGAAGCUUUGAGAAUA
Pelobates fuscus (common spadefoot toad) is the source of this 1270-nucleotide messenger RNA. It is a transcript of the gene DERL1, whose product is annotated as derlin 1. Gene Ontology annotation, biological process: endoplasmic reticulum unfolded protein response. NCBI's taxonomy places the organism in Eukaryota, Metazoa, Chordata, Amphibia, Anura, Pelobatidae. Gene Ontology annotation, molecular function: ubiquitin-specific protease binding; misfolded protein binding. The transcript has 8 exons. Bases 124 to 882 code for a protein of 252 amino acids. Gene Ontology annotation, cellular component: Hrd1p ubiquitin ligase ERAD-L complex; endoplasmic reticulum membrane. The record is from RefSeq and is a predicted model, not a curated record.